Planococcus citri (citrus mealybug) is the source of this 1804-nucleotide messenger RNA. RefSeq lists its product as uncharacterized. The transcript has 6 exons. Lineage: Eukaryota; Metazoa; Arthropoda; Insecta; Hemiptera; Pseudococcidae. The record is from RefSeq and is a predicted model, not a curated record. The coding region runs from base 523 to 1425 and encodes 300 amino acids.
GCGUUUCCAUAAAACUGGCCUCUCAGUGAACAACAAAUCUUCAACAUCGAAACCCGAAGUUGAUCCCGAACCUGAAGGUCGUCCGGUCUCUUCGUCUUCACGUUCGUUUCAUGUGUAUUAUCGAGAUCUUUGGUCUCAUGUUGUGAAAAUUCCGUUUAUGGUUUUAGUGCUUUAUGCAAAUUCUUCGUUUGUUAUCUAUCUUUCGUCCACUUCGUAAAAGUGUUUCGUAGUUUUAAAAUUAUUCGUAACUGAGAGCUUUUCGGCGAAAAUUUUGGCUGAAAGGACUUACUCGUCGUAAAUGUUGUUGGAGAGUUAAUAUUAUUGGUGAUUCAUAUGGUGGAUGAUUACGUGUUUACCUGUUCGUAGUAUAUUGAUUCCAAUAUCUCACACCUGUUUCCAGGAAAAAACCUCCAUUCUCGUUUUCAUAAGACGAAAGACACCAUUUUACGAGGAGGUCUUCAUCACUAUACUUCUAAAAUGAACGACGAAAGGAGUAUUUGAACAGAGGUCGUUUCCUAAGCAAUGGUAAAACGUCUAAGUAAAAAUCACUACUUGGCAACACCCGGUGAUCCUUCUUUCAAUAACUCAAAUGGAAUUAGUAGACAUUCGUUGAUAAAUACCGAAUACCAUCAUCAUCGAUUAGCAAACCAUAGAGGAUAUUCUACUGAUGGUGAAGACAGUCGUGCUCCUUCAGAUCGAACCAUGUCCGAAUACAUGAUUGCCAACGAACGAGCAACUGCCUCGACUCUAACUACUCCUUCGAGGAAACAUCGCAGCACCAAUACUCGAAGAUCGCGAAGUCAAGAAAGGCCACCCAGGGCGCAUUCUGUGGCCAGUACCAGACAUUAUGACGAAGGAUCGGAUAUUUACAUUACGACAGCGGCUUAUAGGCCGCCUUCUGAAAUCAGUCGUGGAUCACGAUAUAGUCAUCAUAGCCGACCGGCGAGCAACUACUCGUAUAGAAGUGGUCCACCAGCUCCAUCUGAGAUAUCCACAGUCAAGACGAAAAUUACGAGAAGACCUGGCAUGACGAUCGAAACUAUGUCAGCUCCUAAUCCAUUUUGUCCAAAUACUAAAGGCAUAUGCUGCCUUAUGCUUUUAUUAAAUUUAGGUUUAAUUUUGGUUACACUAGGGUUCGUUAUAGUGAUACAGUUCUUCGAACCUUUAUUCGUUUGGAUUUUAGGAAUAGUCUUCCUGAUAUUUGGAUUCUUGACCUUAAUGGGUAGUUUAAUAUAUUGCGUGUACAUUUGUCGUGACGUAAAAACUCCUAAACAAGUCGCCAUGCAAGAUCACUACUGGACCCAUCACUGGCAAAAGAGUUUUGGUACAACUCCCGAAAUACAUUAUAAGCCAGAGAAAUAUCCACCCUCUGAACACGAUCGAUACAGCGAUAGAUAUUCGGAUCAUCACAGAAAUCGUUAUUAAUGUUCUUAUAUUUUGUAUUUUUUUUCCAUUUUUUUUCCUUUUCAAAGAAAGUAUAAUAAUUGAGCAUUGUGAAGCACACUCGAUCCAUAAGUAUAUUGAAUUUUGUUGCUGAAUUAAGACUACUACGAGUAUUAAUUUUUUAUGUAAGUAAUACUUAAGUAUGCGACAUUUUAAUUCAAUUUUUUUCUAUAUUUACGUUUAACGUUUCAUGCAAAAACAAUUUUUUCUCUAUCUAGUCCAAACACAAUGAAUUUAUAAUUUCAAUGCCAAUUAUUUUUUUUGUACAUUUAUUUAUUCGAGUAAUGUAAAUAAUAAGGUUGAAUUAAGCAUUGAUUUUUUAUAAUUUUCGUACUAAUAAAAUAACGAUCAAGUUUUUUAA